Messenger RNA from Acaromyces ingoldii, 1313 nucleotides. RefSeq lists its product as hypothetical. The transcript has 7 exons. NCBI's taxonomy places the organism in Eukaryota, Fungi, Basidiomycota, Exobasidiomycetes, Exobasidiales, Cryptobasidiaceae. The record is from RefSeq and is a predicted model, not a curated record. Bases 311 to 1213 code for a protein of 300 amino acids.
ACUGAAUCGUCCUCUCAUGCUCCCGUCUUCACUUUCACUUACAUCUGUCCGGCCAUGCACUCGCUAACAGGGCUUGUCAAGAGGUAUUGGAGACAACCUGUCUCACUACUUCUCGGUCUCGCCCACCAAAGUGGUUCUCUAUCCGACCGGCGUCGAUCGGGUCAUCGAAGAAGGAAGCGAAGCUACCGAGAACAACAUCCCUCCGGCUGUCCUCAGAGUCAUUGUCAAGCUUCAGCUUUUGCAUGCCCUGGAACCUGACGAGGCGUUGGGCGCCAGCGUCGUCAUCGAGCUGCUGGUUAAGGAGUUUGUGAUGUUUCCAAGCGGAGUGGUUGAGGAAUCAACCUCUGUGCUGACUAGUGCAAGGCUCGAUGUCGACAUAGCAAAAUUGAACAAGGGAGACGUAGCGACGUACGAAGUCGCCCUCACUAUUGACCAUACCUCGCCUCCCUAUGAACGGUGUAGGUGGGGACGGAUCAAUCAUCUGGUCCGUGCCGAGCUGCAGUUACCCAAUAGCAAAGGUCAGACCGUUGAAAAAGGCUUUACACUAAACACUCUUCCCCGGACAAUCACAACAAACGACUAUUCGCGGACUCAUCGCUCUUUUUCUGAGCUUCUCGGACCCGUCAUACUCCACGUCUGCUCACUGCAUCUCACCGUUGGCGGGUUCCUACACAUCGGUAUCUCGCUCCCCAGCCCCGCUCCGAACGUUCGCCUAGUCUGUAUCACACUGAGCAUCGUUCAAAAGACACGACUGGCUAGUCGGAAGCGUCCCGGCCACGAGGAAGAUUGCCCCGAAAAGACUGUGGAAUUCCACCGGGUUGAAGGAUCUGAGCUCGAUCGUUUCAUGGGCAAAGACGAAAGGGCAGAAGCGUGGAUUGCUCGGUUGCCCCACGACAAUGACGUGAGACCGACUACGAUUUCAAGUAGUCAGACACCCAUCCGCGUUAGCCACCGCCUCGAGGUCAAGAUGAUCUUUGAGGAGAGCGAUGACGGUCCUGACGAAGAAAGCAAAGUCGGAAAAAAGAAGAAGCCGCAAAAGGUCUAUCUCGCCGCUUGGCCCAUCCAUCUGGUGUCUUGCUGCUGUAUCUGGAACUCGCUUCUGUUGCCGCCCUACUCGGACGAAGAUCCACUUGAUUCCGAAAAGAUCCGAACUUCGGGACUGCAAUUGCAACCAGAAAAUGGAAGACUUGCUCAAUUUAGAGAAAGAACUUGACGAGAAAAGUGGACAAGACACGGUCAAAGAGCUGUGGCAGCUGAUCAAGCCUAUCUGCUGCAACUCCAUAGCCAGCAACAACAGUAACAGCAGCAGCACC